AUGCUUAACCGACCAGCAGGUACCUUGCUUCACGAACCUUCGUACCCGAAGGAAAUUACGCAUGAAUUGACACCAAAUGGACCUUUACAAAGUGGCAAACAAAUUUUCGAACCUGAUGCUGCUGUUCUUGACCCUCAGUUAAGUGAAGCCGUUUCGCUUGGAACGACCAUCAUGGCAGUUUCAUUUAAAGACGGGGUUGUACUUGCAGCAGAUUCUCGAACUUCUACAGGGACAUAUGUGGUGAAUCGUGCAAGCAACAAAUUGACCAAGUUGACACAAAAGAUAUAUUGUUGUCGAAGUGGAUCUGCUGCUGAUACUCAAGCCUUGGCUGAGCAAACGGCGAAUUAUCUAGAGAGUUAUGAAACAGAUACGUCAAAGCCAGUAAAUGUGGUAACUGCUGCUAACAUCUUUAAAAAGUUAUGCUACAUGAAUAAAUGGAAUAUAUCUGCAGGUAUUAUUGUGGCAGGAUAUGAUUCUUUAAAUGGUGGUUCUGUUUAUAGCAUCCCUUCUGGUGGCUCGUGUGUAAAGCUGGAUUAUGCCUUGGGAGGAAGUGGAUCUAUCUUUUUAUACUCAUUUUUUGACAAAAACUACAAGCCCGGUAUGACGAAAGAUGAAUGUGUUAAGUUUUGUCAACAAGCCGUUGCACAUGCAUACAGUCGUGAUGGUUCCAGUGGUGGACUGAUCAGGACAAUUGCUCUUCACAAAGGUGAACCGGAAGAUAUGACAAUCCCAUGGAAUAAAACACCUUAUUGUAUGGAAAAAGAUCCCAAGUACCACAAUUUGGCAGUACAAAAUCCUCCAUUCAGCAGUUCUGCAAAAAUAAGUGAGAACCAAACCCGUUCUGAACGUAUAUAG
This is a messenger RNA of Trypanosoma theileri, 855 nucleotides long. Its product is annotated as proteasome beta-1 subunit. The transcript has a single exon. Lineage: Eukaryota; Euglenozoa; Kinetoplastea; Trypanosomatida; Trypanosomatidae. Gene Ontology annotation, cellular component: proteasome core complex. The coding region runs from base 1 to 855 and encodes 284 amino acids. Gene Ontology annotation, molecular function: threonine-type endopeptidase activity. The record is from RefSeq and is a predicted model, not a curated record.